GCCGCCGCCCCCCGCCCGCGCCGCCGCCCCCGACGGGGAGGACCAUGGCGAAGGUGGAGCAGGUCCUGAGCCUCGAGCCACAGCAUGAGCUCAAGUUCCGAGACUCCCGGGAAACGCUUCAGAGCUGCGGCUGUUUACUGAGUCAUCACUGCACGAGGAAGCAGAGGCCGUCCAGUUAAGCCCAAAACAACUUCAGGAAGCCUAACACUGGCCCAGCAGUUAUGGCGCUUGCUACCAAGGCUGACGACUUGAAUUCAAUUUCUGAGACCCACGUUAUGCAAGGGGAGAACUGACUCCCGCAAGUUGUACAAACACACAGACAACGUACACGAAAAAUUUUAAAAUAAAAAUAUCCCGUUAAUGUGGAUUCUAGUUGCCAGAAGCCCCCCUCUUACCAGGAUCACCUGGUGCUGGUGAGGGGUGGUGUCGUUUGGUAGCAGCUUUUUGGAAUUUGGUGUCAUGUGAUUCUCCCUGUGGCUAUGCAGCAGUGAGCUGCAGCCUCCAGUUAUGACCGUCAAUGCCUCCGUGUGUUUGGAUCCUGUCAUCGCUACAAGGCGUCCAUCUCCGUGUGGUGUGUGUGCACACAUGUCCCUUCACUGAUGUCGUCACCACCAACCUGAAACUUGGCAACCCAACAGACAGAAAUGUGUGUUUUAAAGUGAAGACCACAGCGCCGCGCAGGUACUGCGUGCGGCCUAACAGUGGGGUCAUUGAUGCCGGGGCCUCUCUCAAUGUGUCCGUGAUGUUACAGCCUUUCGAUUAUGAUCCCAAUGAGAAAAGUAAACACAAGUUUAUGGUUCAGUCUAUGUUCGCUCCACCUGACACUUCUGAUAUGGAGGCAGUAUGGAAGGAGGCAAAACCGGAAGACCUUAUGGAUUCAAAACUUAGAUGUGUGUUUGAAUUGCCAGCAGAAAACGCUAAACCACAUGAUGUAGAAAUAAACAAAAUUAUACCUACAAGUGCAUCCAAGACAGAAGCACCGGCGGCUGCUAAGUCCCUGCCGUCGUCCCUUGAUGACACCGAAGUGAAGAAGGUGAUGGAGGAGUGCAGGCGGUUGCAGGGGGAGGUGCAAAGGCUGCGGGAGGAGGGCCGACAACUCAAGGAAGAAGACGGGCUUCGGGUGAGGAAGGCGCUGCAGAGCAACAGCCCCAUGGCGGCUCUGGCUGCCCCCGGCAAGGAGGACGGCCUCAGCGCCCGGCUGCUGGCUCUGGUGGUCUUGUUCUUCAUUGUUGGUGUCAUUAUAGGAAAGAUUGCCUUGUAGAGGCCGCAUGCGCAGGACGGCAGAUUGGAUUGAUGGAUCUACCACAUCAUGGGAUCUAAAUUUAUCAUAACCAUGCGUAAAAAGAAAUUAAUGUAUGAUGACAUCUCACAGGUCUUGCCUUUAAAUACCCCUCCCCAUGCACACACAAAUGCACACACAAAUAUAGCAUAAUAUAAUGAUCUUUUAGGAAGUUAAAAAUGUAUAGUAAAUGGACGGGGGAAGAAUGGUCUGUUACUGAGGGAUGCCGUGGUUUCCACAGUGGCAUAUUGUAGCUGUCACAUUAAGCUCGGGUAGGCCUUGGCAUGUGUUCCUAGUCACCUCUCUUAAAGCAGAAGCUCUUCCUCACAUGUUGGGGCUGGCCUGUGGGAGUGGAAGUCCUGUGAGGUAGGGUGUGCUGUCCCCUCCACAGCCUCCUCGUGCUGCCUAGUCUCACCCAGGUGGCUUCCCCAGGCCUGCUGUUCUGUCCAAGUCAUCGGCUCCUCAGGCAUGCAGAGCUACAGAAGCCAAAACACCUUGCAUGGUGGCCACAUCUUGUGUACUUGUAGGUCAUGAGUGAGAGACCCGAGUCUCUGUGCUCUGCUCUCUUAAAGGGACCAAAAUCAGUCUGUUGGUUCAUGUAGUGACACUGAGCUGUUACCAGAGAUGUGUCGUGCACAUCUAGCUUACUCGAUGUGUUCCAUCUCAUGUGUUCCACUCUGCUGUCGAGUGCAGGCAGUGCUGCGGCCUGCACCUCACCUGUGCUGUGGAGUACCAUGGAGUACCAUACCAGUGAGGGCAUUGCCGCUGGUGUCACCAUGGCUCCCGGUCUCUGGAGGUCCAAGGGAUGGGGAGAGUCUGAGUCAGGAGACAGCUGCCAGGAAGUGUUUUGUUGUGGAUCAGUAACAGCUGUCCCGAAGAGGGACACUCUUUGUAGUGACAGUCAGCUCUGGGUUACCCAGUCUUCUAGAUUGUUCUCCCCUCACUCUCCGCUAUGGCUCAUCCUUCUAGAACAUAGGCCAGGUCUGACCUGCCUGUCUCAGGAUGAAUGAGUCAGGCUGCACGAGGGUGUGGGGCACGGAGGUGGGGAGGGAGAGCGCCUCCGCAAAUCCAUCUGCUGGUAGUGAAGAGUCUUGACUGUGAAUUAAUUUCAUGCCCUAAAAGACCAAUCCAGUUCUGCUCAACUAUGUAGCAUCUUAAAAGAAGAAAUUAAAAUAAAGUCCCAAAUUAAGA
Myodes glareolus (Bank vole) is the source of this 2470-nucleotide messenger RNA. RefSeq names its product VAMP associated protein B and C (gene Vapb). Gene Ontology annotation, molecular function: FFAT motif binding. Gene Ontology annotation, cellular component: endoplasmic reticulum membrane; plasma membrane. Gene Ontology annotation, biological process: endoplasmic reticulum membrane organization. The record is from RefSeq and is a predicted model, not a curated record. Lineage: Eukaryota; Metazoa; Chordata; Mammalia; Rodentia; Cricetidae.